AUGUCGAGUGGAGAGUCUGCUGAGCUCAUGGUUGAUGUUCCAGGUGGGGUGAAUAGAUUAGAGCUAGAGGAAGAGAUGCCCACGGGGCAUGACGGUGAAGAAGGUUUUGCUGAAGCUGACGGUGAUCCAUUGGAAGCUGGUCUAGAGGUAGACUGGAGAGUAGAUGAAAGUGAAGAGCCCAAAGAUCAGGUAGAUCAUGAACUCAGCAAGGAAUGGGCUUCUCGUCGUUAUGAAGACGGACCUCCGCAGCUCCCCGCCGAGAAACUCCAAAUUCUUGAUGCAGCUAUGGACAAAGUAGAGUUGAAUCGUUUGUUGGAGAUGGGGGUCCUAAAGCAGUUGACGGACAAUGAUGACACGAGUGGGAUGAUGAACCUGCAGAGCAAGUUUGUGAGAGAUUGGAGGUUUCGAUCCAAUGCAGCGGGCACGGCGUGGUCCUGGGUGAGGCGAUCCCGCCUUGUAGCAAAGGAGUUUAGGUUCAUCGACCCAACGAUGGAACAUUUGUAUGCGCCUGCUUCAUUGGCAUGCCUUCAGAAGUUGUUCGCAAGCCUCGCAUGUUCAUGCCCAAAACUUCGCUUGUACACGGGGGACAUCAAAGACGCAUACCUCACAGUGCCACAACGUCGACCGACUUUCAUUCGUCUUGAUGGAUUCAUCUUUGAGCUGUUGUUCAACUUACCAGGCCAACGAGCUGGCGCUCGCGACUUCUACGACAAGUUGGCUGGUGUGAUGACUGGAGAUGGACUUGAAGCUUUUGAAGCAGCUCCGGCUUUAUUCAUUCAGCCUAAGAAGAUCGGUGUUUCCACACAUGUAGAUGAUUUGGAGAUUCUGAGCACAGAUGAGCGUGUUGAUCAGUUGAAAGCCAAGUUGAAGGGGGCAGGUUUGAGUUUUUCCAUCGAGGGCCCGUGCACGUUUGAAGGGGGAGAGUGUCACUUCUUGAAGCGGAAGUUCACGGGCACGGGUGAAGGGAUCCUGGUGAGUCAAGAUGGAAAACACAUAGAGAAACUCGUUGAGCUCCUUGGAUUGCAGAGGGCGGCUGGAAAGUCGACCCCGUCCCCUUUGAAUCCGCAUGACGUGAAAGAUGACACGCCGUUGGAUGAACGGCGCCAUGGCAUCUAUCGGACUGCCGUGGGAGUGCUCUUGUAUCUUGGACAAGACAGACCUGAGUGCCUUUAUGCGAUUAAGCUUUUGAGUGGCAAGUGCACCGCGCCAACGGAACAUGAAUGGGGUCUCCUUCGGCAUCUUGUGAAGUUCCUGAAGAGCUAUCCGGAGCAAGGCAUUCUCCUGACCCCAUGCAACCCGGGAAGAACAUUGCAGCAACGAUGUCUAGGUCUCGAUGCCAAGCAUGGAUCCGAGGAUUGCGUGUUCGGCGAGGGGCACUUGCUCGAAGCGGUGAGUGAUGCCUCGUGGGCAGGAGAAAGGGACAGACGGUCGAUAAGUGCGAUGACUAUCUACCUCAACGGGAACCUUGUACAUGCGACUAAUCGUAGACAGAAGUCCAUCACAUUGAGCAGUUGCGAAGCGGAAUUACAUGGCUCUCUAGCUGCAGUGCAGGAGGGAAUUUUCCUGAGGAGAGUGCUAGAGCGGCUUUGCGGAAGUGAUGUGGAGCUUCGUCACCGUGUGGACUCAUCUUCAUGUCGGGCUGUUAUCAACAAGCAAGGUUUGUCGCGAAUGCGACACGUGGAGAUCGCCUUCUUGUGGAUUCAAGACAAGUGUCGAGCUGGAGAAUUUACGACGUCUCCUAUCGGCACUAAAUUUUGCCCUCCGGACCUGAUGACGAAGGCAAUGAACCAACAGAGAAUCAGAUUGUUGUCAUUCAUGCUCGGGAUCUCAAGAAAUGGUGAGCUAGUCGGUAAGGCUGAGUUUGAGGAAGAGGUCACAAAACAUGAGUUGAAGCGCGUGAAGGUAAGUGACAGUGCAUAUGCCAUUCGGGGUCUCCGGAAGCUUCACAUGUUCCGAUUUGGAAAUGCUUAUCCCGUCAAUGAGAGGGGGGAGGCCAUUCCUCCCGUUCGUGAUCAUGGUGCUCCUGCUCCUGGUACUCCUUUCACUCUUCUACGGGGUAGCGGGGAGUACAACAUUGCAGGAGAAUCCGAUGACGACCACAACAACAACAUCAAUGACAAAAGUGGUGGCAGCAACGACCCCAAGGGCAAAGGAAAAUCCAAGAUCCAGCGAUGCGUCCCCAUUGAGUCCAAAAUCUCUUCAGCAUCCAAGAAAUUUCUCGCUUCCCUACUCAGAAGACAACACAAAGAAAUCGACGCAGACAGAUCGGUUACAAAGGAGUGCUACAGCGGCUGGACCGCCAAUCAGAUCAUUGACCAUGAGCGCCGAGUUUAUGCUGAGCUGGUCAGAAGGGGAACUGUUCAAGGGCUUGUUGUUGAUAGUUAUGCUUGCGGGCUUCUUCGGCGCGAUCUUGCAGAUGAGUAUCAGCAGUUGGAGCUGAACAUCAAAUCCAACAUCCGCUACGUGAUCAUGGAGAUUGUCAUCGUGAUGUACGCCAAUCUGGAUUACAACAUCGCGGACGCCAUCAACCUGAAGAUGCACAUCAACCUGGAGUACAACUUCGUGGAGGCCAUCAUCCUGAACUACAACAUCGUGGACACCAUCAACCUGAUGCACAUCAAGCUGGACUGCAACAUCGUGGACAUCAUCAUCCUGGAGAUGCUCUUCAACCUGGACUUGGAGAUGGAGGACCGCUACAUGCAGUACUUCGUGAUGCUCCUGGGGGGCCAUUGGUGGUGA
This is a messenger RNA of Symbiodinium sp. CCMP2592, 2739 nucleotides long. Lineage: Eukaryota; Dinophyceae; Suessiales; Symbiodiniaceae. The record is from the annotation of a GenBank genome assembly.